AACCAGCCGCCGGAGUCGGAGCGGCGACCGUGUGUGGAGUGGGGAAAAAGCCGCUGGAGGAGGCCGGUCCGGUCAGUCCCAUCUGGCUCCGGCUCCGGCUCCCGGGCGCAGCGACAGCCGCGGUCGCCGUCUCCGCCACCGCCUCCGCCUCCAUCGUCGUCAGGGGAGGGGCCGGCCGGACCCCGGGGUCACAGCAGAGGAAUGAGGAGAGGCGGCCGGGCCCCGCGCUCCGCCCCGGCCUAGGGCCUCGCCCCGGGAGCCGCGAGGGGAGAAGGAAAAGCAGAGACCUGUCACCCUGAAAACUUGGCCUGGUGCUAUGUCAUUGUGAAGAAUUGCCUAUAUUGCUUUGACCAACUGUAUGGUGGCAAGAAAGUGUAACAGGAUUUGUCACAUGUUUGACCUGCGAGGCUUACAGUGCAUUCUACUGGAAGCAUCUUUCUACAGAGGAAACAACUUAUCUCGGAUUGUUGCUGGGACUACUAACUUCAGAGGAAUGUGGAUUGGUGCCAGGCUGUCAGUCAGGGACACAGUUUCUGCCAAAGUCAAGUCUGAAAGAAGAGAUCUUUUUCAGGUGGAGGCUUGAAUUUUGAUCUAUGACCUCCCUACAUCCAUUGCCUGAAAGUACUUAAUGAUCACAUGACCCUGGACAUGGAUGCUGUCCUGUCAGAUUUUGUUCGUUCCACAGGAGCCGAGCCAGGGCUGGCCCGAGAUCUCCUGGAAGGAAAGAAUUGGGAUGUAAGUGCCGCCCUCAGUGAUUUUGAACAGUUACGUCAGGUCCAUGCUGGGAUCCUGCCCCAAUCCUUUAGUGAAGGGAGUGGUGCCUCCAGGAACCCUGAGAAAGGGUUUUCUGAUAGAGAGUGUACUCGCCCUCCCCGACCUACGCUACAGCGGCAGGAUGACAUCGUUCAAGAAAAACGCCUGUCUAGGGGCAUCUCCCACGCCAGCUCCAGCAUUGUUUCCCUGGCCCGGUCCCAUGUCUCCAAUGGUGGGGGUGGGGGGAGCAGUGAGCACCCCCUGGAAAUGCCCAUCUGUGCCUUCCAGCUUCCAGAUCUCACUGUGUACAAUGAAGACUUCCGCAGCUUCAUAGAGAGAGACCUCAUUGAACAGUCCAUGCUGGUUGCCUUGGAGCAGGCAGGGCGUUUGAACUGGUGGGUGAGUGUAGACCCCACCUGUCAGAGGCUGCUUCCUUUGGCAACUACUGGAGAUGGAAACUGCCUUCUACAUGCAGCCUCUCUUGGGAUGUGGGGUUUCCACGAUCGGGACUUGAUGCUGCGGAAAGCUUUGUAUGCACUGAUGGAAAAGGGAGCUGAGAAGGAAGCAUUGAAACGACGCUGGAGGUGGCAGCAAACACAGCAGAAUAAAGAGUCAGGGCUGGUAUACACAGAGGAUGAAUGGCAGAAGGAAUGGAAUGAGCUGAUCAAGCUUGCCUCAAGUGAACCCCGGAUGCAUCUAGGUACAAAUGGAGCCAACUGUAGUGGGGUGGAGAGUUCAGAGGAGCCUGUAUAUGAGAGUCUAGAAGAAUUCCAUGUCUUUGUCCUUGCCCAUGUGCUUAGGAGGCCCAUAGUCGUCGUGGCAGACACCAUGCUGAGGGACUCUGGCGGAGAAGCAUUUGCCCCUAUUCCCUUUGGGGGAAUCUAUCUGCCCUUGGAGGUCCCCGCCAGCCAAUGUCACCGCUCCCCUCUGGUGCUCGCCUACGAUCAGGCCCACUUUUCUGCACUUGUGUCCAUGGAGCAGAAGGAGAAUGGCAAGGAACAAGCUGUGAUCCCACUUACAGAUUCAGAGCAUAAGCUGCUGCCCUUGCACUUUGCUGUGGACCCUGGAAAGAGCUGGGAGUGGGGCAAAGAUGACAGUGACAAUGUCCGAUUGGCCAGUGUAAUCUUGUCCCUGGAGGUCAAAUUGCAUCUGCUGCAUAGCUACAUGAAUGUGAAGUGGAUCCCAGUGUCCUCUGAUGCGCAGGCUCCCCUGGCCCAGCCUGAGUCCCCCACUGCCUCAGCAGGAGAUGAGCCCCGGUCCACUCCUGAGUCUGGUGAAUCAGACAAGGAGUCAGUUGGCAGCAGUUCCACCAGCAACGAGGGCAGCAAGCGGAAAGAAAAAUCAAAACGAGAUCGGGAGAAGGACAAGAAGAGGGCAGAUUCUGUGGCUAACAAACUGGGCAGCUUUGGCAAAACCUUGGGCAGCAAGCUCAAGAAGAACAUGGGAGGCUUGAUGCACAGCAAGGGUUCUAAGCCUGGAGGGAUGGGAACAGGGUCAGGAGUGAGCAGUGGCACCGAGACACUGGAGAAGAAGAAGAAAAACUCGCUGAAGAGCUGGAAGGGUGGCAAAGAGGAGGCAGCUGGGGAUGGGCCUGUGUCUGAGAAGCCUACAUCUGAGUCUGUGGGUAAUGGAGGGAGCAAGUAUAGCCAGGAGGUGAUGCAAAGCCUGAGCAUCAUGAGGACUGCAAUGCAAGGGGAGGGGAAGUUUAUUUUUGUUGGAACCCUGAAGAUGGGUCACCGUCACCAGUAUCAGGAGGAGAUGAUCCAGCGCUACCUUUCUGAUGCUGAGGAGAGAUUCCUGGCAGAGCAGAAGCAGAAGGAGUCAGAGAGGAAGAUCAUGAAUGGAGGGGUAGGAAGUGGGCCUCCUCCAGCCAAAAAGCCAGAGCCAGAUGGUGGGGAGGAGCUGCUGACUGCCCCCCAAACAGAGUCCAAGGCCAUGGCAUUUUCUACUGGCUACCCUGGGGGCUUUACCAUCCCUCGGCCUUCUGGGGGUGGAGUUCACUGCCAGGAACCCCGGAGGCAGUUGGCAGGGGGUCCGUGUGGGGGUGGCCUACCACCAUAUGCCACCUUCCCUAGACAGUGCCCUCCUGGGCGACCCUACCCCCAUCAGGACAGCAGCCUUUCUCUGGAGCCAGGCAGUCACUCCCAGGAUGGAGUUCAUAGGGGUACAUUGUUACCACCCCACUUCCGUGUGGCUGAUUCCUAUAGCAACGGCUACCAAGAGCCCCCUGAGCCAGAUGGAUGGGCUGGAGGGCCCAGGGGGCUUCCCACAACCCAGACCAAAUGCAAACAACCGAACUGCAGCUUCUAUGGACACCCUGAGACAAACAACUUCUGCUCCUGCUGUUACAGGGAAGAACUGAGGAGGAAGGAACGGGAACCGGGUGGGGAGCUGCUCGUGCACAGGUUCUGAAUGAAGGGACCUUGGAGGGCAAGGGGGUAAACCAAGAAAGUUAAGCUCAACUAAUUGGCUCAUCAAGACCCAGCCCCAUACUGAUGGGGCAAAUGCAGUAAUGUUUGUGGGAGCCUGGCUAGAAACUUUUAAGUGUGUGGGUGCUGGAGAGUUGCCAGGCUGGCAAGAGCAGGUCAGGGCUGGACGGUGCCUCAAGAGCUGCACUAGUCCUUUGCAGAUCUUAACUUGAUGGGACUGAGGAGGUACAAAGGAGAAAGAUGGUGAUUCUGUCUCAUAACCCCUUGGGUCCAUGAAAGCAGUAGGGGCAGGUUUGGUAUGUGCGGAUGGGGAGAUGGUUAGCCAUCUGGGAAAGAAGGCAAAGGUGGUUCUCAGUCAAUAAAAGAAAAAAAACAGACCAAAGUUCUUUUAGGUUGAAAAAAAGUGCAUGGUGGUGGAGUUGGGAGUGUGGAAAUUAAGACAAAUUGGCCAUUGAUUUGAAUUAAGAUGGAAAUUAGGGUUGGAUAAAUUCUUCCUCCUGAAGAAUCUGGAAAGACAGGGCAGUAAUGUAUGCUCAUAGAUGCCUAUUAGGAGGGAGGUAGUUUAAAUGGGUUUGUUGAGAUGGAGAAGGAACGAACUUAAAAGGGGAAGCCUUUUCCUCUUUAAGUUUUAUUUCCCUCUAAACACCAUCUGUCAUCUGUUCUAGUUUGAGGAGAUUGUUGAUUGCCCCCUAUCUUUUCCUCAUCCUUUUUGAGGGCUGAACUCAGCUAAAUUAAGGUUGUGAUCUUUUUAAAAAAGACUUUAAUUUUAUUUUUUUUAAAAGUUCCCUCUGGGGAAGGGAAGAGAGUGAUGAGAAGAGCAGCUGUGUGUGUUGAAUUUUCUCCAGGUGAACUGGUACAGAGGUGAUCUUUUUUUAACUACUUAGCAAUAACUAUAUAUUGGGGUUUGAGUGUGCCUUGGGAGGGGUGGGAGAAGGAUAGACCUUUGGCCAGACUGUUUCAAACAAAACCAAAAACCUAAAUAGAGCACUACCAUCCUCUGCUGCUGCAUUUCUGUAGAAAGCAACUUAUUUUUCUUUUUUUUAAGGAAAAGAAACAAAAGACCCCAGCAAGCAAAAACAUUUUUAAAAACAAAUUUUUUCCUAUUUAAGUGAUUCUUUCUCCUUCCUCUCUGUUUUUGGAGAAUGAACUUAACAUCCCGGCUUCUUUUGUUAAGCCAUAGCUGACCUUAAUCUGUGGUUAGUUUAUUAAAAUAAAAUACUUUGUAAGAAGAGAUAUUUUUUAUAAUUGGACUGAAGUUGAAACGUGGGGUAUAGGCUGGAGCAAUUUAUAAAAAGUUAGAGAAAUCUAUUUUAGUGAACUGUAACCACAGAUCACAGAUUACUCCCAAUGAGAUGAUCUGUCUUUGGAGUUCCUCCUUUCCCUGACCCUACCCUUUUCCCCAGGGGGUGGGAGUGGGCCUGUGGACACAGUGUGGAGGAGCUCCUUUGCAUUUUGCACAAAGCACAAGUCUGGACAGCCUACGCUCUGGCCAGCACCAUUUUUAAGAGCUUUAAACCAGAGGACCUAACCUAGGCCAAUUUUCCUUUUACUUUUCUUUUUCUGGGAAAACUUCAACUAUGCAAUUGUAUACACUCCUGGGUACAUACAAAGAAGGGGAAUAAGUGUACUUAAGUGUCCAGGUGUUAACUGGGGCUAUUUUUCUGUAUUUGGAUUUCUCUUUGGAAGUAUGUACUCAUAACCCACCCCAUGGAAUGUGAUCCCCACGUUUGCUCUGAGGCAGACACGGCCUGCGUGUGUGUAAGGGGGGGCGGAUGGCGGGGGUUGGCAGGGGCCCCUCGUGUUUGCCAUAUGUUGUUUCUACCCAAUCAGGAAAGUUGUCUUGCUGUUUCCCCCUUGGUAACAAAAACACCAAGACUGUCCUCUUUAUUGGAACUGCUCACAUUUUAGAAAGAUUUCUUCCUCAAACUUGAAAGUCACUUAUUUCCCAAAUCUGAUACUGUUGAUUUCACCAUUUCCUAUGGCUAUGAAUUCUCAAGUUUUUAUUUGAAAAUAGACCUGUUUUAAGGAAGCAAUGAAGUCCAAGGAGUUAGAUUCCAAAGAGGGUAUGUAUACCAGUAUAUUCAGGGCAGGGCUGGGAAUAGUAUGAGACAAGCACUCAUCUCAGGCACAAAACUGAAGAGGGUACUGAAAAACUCAAUAAUCAAGAUAAUGUUUUAAUGCAGCAUUUUUAAAAAAUCAAUGCGAAAAAAUCCAUAAUGAACAAAAUGUCAAUCUUAAAGACCGGAUUCAACAGGACUGGGAUCAAGAGUGAGGGAAAUAAGACUGAAAUGAGCAAGUAUAGGGUUGAAUCCUGUCUUUCUUUAAAACUGAUAAUUUGUUCAUUGUGGUGGUGUUUUUUUACAUUAGUUUUGAUUUCCAAAAAAUACUGCAUUAAAAUAGUAUCUUGGUUACUGGGUUUUGGGGCACCACUUAAAUUUUGUGCCCCAAAUGAGUGCCUUGCUCACCUCACCCUGUUUCUGGAGUUAGAACAAUACUAGUGAGACUGCCACCUCAUGGGCUUCCAUUCCCUAACAUGCACCCGAACAACAGGUGGCUCAAACUCACACCUUGAAUUUGCACAACUCACUUAGCUUUCUCAUAGGCGUCCAUCUAUAUCAGCGGUUCUCAACCUGUGGGUCGCCUAAGACCAUCCUGCAUAUCAGAUAUUUACAUUACGAUUCAUAACAGUAGCAACAUUACAGUUAUGAAGUAGCAAUGAAAAUAAUUUUAUGGUUGGGUCACAUGAGGAACUGUAUUUAAAGGGCCAGAAGGUUGAGAACCACUGAUCUAUAUCAUAGGAUUCUGGCCUAGACCAAUAGGAGUGGAAACAGACCAGAGAUUUCCCUAGAGAAUAAAACCAGGAAAGUUUUGAUUCUCCACUGGACUGCUGUGUUUGGAUUUGUUCUGUUACUAGUUCUAGGUAAUACUUUUUGUUUUUAAAAACAGAGGACAAAUGAACAAAAAUGGAAACCUUAUGUCGUUUGUUUUUCUUUUGAUUUAUAAAUUAACCAAUACCAAUUUCUUCUGACUUCUUUUCAAUAAAAAUUAUGGAAAUUCGGGGGGGGGGGGCUAGGGGUCAGUUUGGUAAAAUAGGGCUUUAUGUAGGCCUUAUAGCUUUUUUGUUGUUAAUCCUCACCUGAGUAUAUUUUUUCAGUUGAUUUUUAGAGAGAGUGGAAAUAUCGAUGUUUUGAGAGACACAUCAAUUGGUUGCCUCCUGCCACAGGAUCGUACCUGCAACCCAGGUACAUGUGCUAGACCAGGAAUCAGGAAUCGAACCUGAGACCCUUCCGAGAGCAGGCCAGCACUCUAACCAAUGAGCAACACUGGCCAGGGCAGCCCUAUAGUUUUUUUUAUUAAGAAAUAUUUUUCUUAAUUUGGGUAGGUAAUUAUUUAUUGAAGCAUUAAAUAAACCUCUCCGUUCUAAGGAUGAGGGACCCUGAGUCAAUGGAUGUUUUUCUAUAGGGAUGAGUAGGGUUUGUUUUGCUUUAUUCUUUGAGGGAAUUGUGUGGGGUGGGAGAGUGAGGGAAUAAUGCCUAGGAAAUGAACUUGGGUUGGUUUAUGGUAUUUUGGGAAGAUGAGGGGGUGGAAGAGGCAAGCCCAUGCAAUUACUGUUUUGGGAGAAGGGAAGAGAGUGGUACAUGAUGUGCACUCAAACUGAGCAAAAAUUCCUUAGUUAAGGAGAGGUCUGUGGGUGAAGGGGGUAAGCAGACCCCUAUAUAACCCUAGCUGAGGGAUGCUGUCCCUCAUUCUUAAAUAAGUGCACUUAGUUCCUUUAAUUCAGGGUGUUGGGGUACCUAUUGAAGUUUUUUAUUGGAAAGGGGAGAUUUUCCCCUUUUGAUUUAAGAUAGUGCUACCCCUCCACCCUAAUACACUCCAGCCCUGAUGGAACAAGUAUACCAUAAGAUAAGCCUCCAAAAUCUUCUCAAUCUAUGCUGGUUUUACUGAGGGUUACAAGAUUUAACCAAAAGUUUUCCCCACAUACUGGAUUCUAUCAAAAUGAAAAGAUUAUAUAUAAAAAUAUAAAUUUUAAGAAAUUCAAUCUCACUCUGGAGUGGGGAUGGUGUUAAACAGUGCUGUACAGGCCUGGGGAGAAGCACCCUCCCUCUUGCAAUUUCUUCUCAGGCAAAACUACAGCUCACAGACCAAUAAAACAAAAAUUAGCAAUGACUUUGUAUUGUAUAUUUGGGAGGGGAUACUGAGCCAAAAAGAAUGGGGCUGGUUCUGAAUGACUUGAGAACCUAGCUUUUCCCAUUCUUAUUCCUUUCUAAACAGCCACUUGUCCGAGGUUCUGGUCACAUUUUUUUCUUUACCAAUAAAGGAGCUUCAGAAAUGAUUGUCCCUGAGUUACUUGGACACCUUGGACUCUGUCCUCUUCUUUCUUCAAGAGUCAGUGCCCCAGACACAUAGCCACAGGUGAGAAGACAGAAUUAGAAGCCCCUUCCUGGCCUGGAAUCAUCUGCACCGUAGAUUUUUCUAGUUUCUUUUUCCCUCCAGGCCCUUUAACUGUAGAUUCAGUGAGUCAUACAAGCACUCUGUCUCACUUUGUAGAUACCCAGUCUACAAAUCACAGGGUGUUUUGCUCCAUGUACUUAGUUAAUUAACAAAAUAUGAAGUCUCCUGUGUAGACACUCCAUGGCACAUUCCUCCACCUGGUGAGUAAGGGGCUUUAGAAGAGAGGGAAGCUGCCUGAGAGUAGCAGAACUGACUGAAGUGGGGGUGGGAAGGACUAAGGCCUCUUUCUGUGUUUAUAACUGGAUCUGUGACUCAUCUUAUGAGUCACUCAGCUCCUCCUUCAGCUGCCCCUCCUGGCAGCCUUCAUUCGUAGCACAAACCUACAACCAGAUCAGGAUUCUGAAAAUGGAAAAAUCUGAUAGUUCCACCCUUCCUUUCGUCCACUGAGCCUCCACUGGGAGUGUGUGGGGUGGUGAGAGGUGGUUCUGCUGUUAAUUACCCCUCAUCUGCUGCCCUCAUUGCAUUCCUGGUUGGGGACUAAUCCAAGUCACCUUUCCCCCAAUCUCCUGAUAUUUUUCUCUGUAUUCCUCUGCUGUUCCUUACCUCAAAGUAUUAAAGAAUAGAAUGAGGCUCUUGAAUGAAGGGUGGUGGGAGAAGGAAAGUGGAUAAUAUUUUAAAAUUGUGGUACACACCUCUUAUUGCAACAGACCUUGGGAAGUAUUUUCUUCCCCUGAGAUUGAAACCCAUGGAAUGCAGGUGGGGGUGGGGAUGCUUAGUAGCUUUGAGGACCUUGAGAAUCAGGUAUUCCUCUUUGUUCCAGAUUGACACCCUCCCUGUCUCACAAUAUGUAUUUUCACCCUCCAUAGUUGCAGCCAGACAGGGAACUUGAGGCCGGAAGGGUGUGUGUGCUGGGGGUUGGAGAGAAUAAAGUGACACUGGGCCCCCGCCUAUGGAUUGCUGCCUCUGUACAGACUCAAAAUCAAUAAAACAGCAGCUCAUUAACUCUU
Messenger RNA from Myotis daubentonii (Daubenton's bat), 8641 nucleotides. RefSeq names its product OTU deubiquitinase 7B (gene OTUD7B). Gene Ontology annotation, biological process: protein K48-linked deubiquitination; protein K11-linked deubiquitination; protein deubiquitination involved in ubiquitin-dependent protein catabolic process. The record is from RefSeq and is a predicted model, not a curated record. Gene Ontology annotation, molecular function: cysteine-type deubiquitinase activity; zinc ion binding; K63-linked polyubiquitin modification-dependent protein binding. Gene Ontology annotation, cellular component: cytoplasm; nucleus. NCBI's taxonomy places the organism in Eukaryota, Metazoa, Chordata, Mammalia, Chiroptera, Vespertilionidae.